GCGUCUUAUACUCUGGGGCGACUCAUAGUCUGGAAAAUACAAUAAUUAAACAACUAUAAUUUUUAAUUUGGUAAUGGUAAUGGUCUGAUUUGUGGUUAGCCAAAAGGACAGGUUUUUCCUACACUUCUACUUCAACUUCCUGUUUUAAUUCAAGCAAAGUGAACCUGAUGCUGACAAUCGCUGCUGUUCCUGGGAAAUUCCUGGGAAAGGUACAAUUCCAAAAUAGCACCUUGAGAUACAUGAACUGCAGUUCUGCCAUGCUGUGAUAAAUAAAGAACGGUUACUAAUUUUACAACUUGAUUUUUUGGCACAUCCAGAGUCUGCGUUAGAUCCUCCAUUCUUCACCACUUUACAGUAUUUCAUUUGUUGAGAUUUGCAGUUAUGCAUCUCCUCUUCAGUUAAAUAAUACAACAAACAAAACAACCAACCAGCUAGACAUGGGAUUAAUAACAACCACGGGUGACUAACCAAUGAGCAGCUUCCACUCUCUGAUAGUUUCAUUAUUAAGCAGAAGUCACAUCUGUCCAAAGAGUUUUCAUUUCUUAAGAAAUCCACUUUUCCAGCCAAACAUUCCCUCUCCUCCAGAUACUCCAGAAACACUGGAUAAUGAAUCACACGUAUGCUAUGCUACAAAAUGCCUCACAUUUCAUUGAAAAAAGAAAAAAGAAAAAUCACCAAUUAGACUGUUUGACCACACUUAGGCUCUAAAUACACAAUUCUAACGCAUACUAAUGCCAUACUAUUGCAGUGCAUAUAGACACACUCCUGGAGUCCUUUUCUGUUAAUCUGCCUACUUGCUCAUUUCAAGAGAAGAAGUAAAAUUUCCCAGGAGCCCGGCUAAUGUGACUUUAAUCACAUGCAGAAAAUCCCUUGGCUGAAUAUCCUCUCCUCAGCGUACGCCUCUGUUCUCUUUGUCGCCAAAGACAGGGACGGCAGACAAAGAGGAGAGAGUGACACGUUGAAUAUUGAAAGAAGAAGGUCAAAGAGACGGAGUCAAAGCAAAAGACAGCCUGAAAGAGAGUUAAAAGGAAGGAGAAAAGAAAAGCCGGGGAAAAACCUGCAAAUGAACAGAAAAGAGCUGAAGGAGCUCAGAGAUUAGACAAGUGUUUUAUAUUUGUCUCAGUGUCUGGCAGGUACUAAUAGCAAUGAUGAUAACAUAAAUAGCACCAGCGGGACGCACGACAACUGUCGCACACACACAACAACAACAACACACACACAUGCACCAAAACACCAGGGAGUGUGGAGGAGAAUUUUAAUGCCCUCUCUGUUUACCCACUGCACUUGUUUUUACCCCUUUAGGCACUUCCUGCCACACCUCCGUUUCCCUCCUCAGCCGUAACCUAAAUAUAUAGCGUCUUUAUACAGACAUCAGUCAAACUGUCCAUUUUCCUGCCACUGCACUGGAGGAUAGAUGUGGCAACUUCAGCAUCUACUAUGAAAUUAUGAAGGCGAAUUUACAUAAUUACUGCACACACACACACACACACACACACAGUAACUGACGACUAGCUUGUGUGCCUAAUGAGCUAGGCAGAAAUAUGUGUGUUAAGGGCCAUAUCUCUGAUGACUGUUUUUAACUACUUUCUCAGAGCAGCUUUAAAGCACUGUGAUAGACUGUGUGAAGGAAACAGAUGGGCUGUGGCAGCAAAGAAAAUUCUGGAAAAGUGAGGUAAAUUAGCUCGUCUGUAAUUGGACGGCGCUGCCUUUGAUGUAAUACAUUGUUACAGUAUUGAUAUGUUCAUUGUUGUUGUUACGUUUAAGAUUCUUUUUAAAAAAAUAUGGUUUCCUGCUAGCUUUUAAUGCUAACAUUGGUUAGCCUAAUCACAACCAACAACUUAUCGUGGACGAAAGGAUAGAAAAAACUUUGAUGAUACCUUAGAAAAAAAAAGUGAGCCUGGUUUAAAUAGCAACUGAGCUCAGUUGGUUAGUUAGCUAACUUAGCUAACUAAGUUAGCAGGUUUAUGAACUCAAGUGGGCUAGUUCACCAAAACAAGUAAUUUACCUGCGUAAGCCAACUAGCAUUGAUUGUAAGAAAUUAAACUGAUAACAAAAAAACAACAAAUAAAUUACAAACAACAAACAACUCGACAACAUCAUAGAAAUGGGAGUCUAUGUAAGCAGAGGUCUUCCCUGUUUUAUGUGAUUUUGUUUUUCUUUUGAGUCUCUGUCCAGACAAAUUUCCUGGCCCUCCGAAAAACAUAGUUGUGACCCCUGAACUGGAAGGUUUCCUCAGAGUCAGAAAGUGUGGUAAAAAAGUAAAGAUGUUCUCUAAGACAUUUGAAUUUCAUGAACUUGACGUUCAGUCGAGGAGCCUUUCCUGUUAGUGUUUCCUCGGUGAACGAGCAUAAGGUCAGCUGUUGCUAUGUUACCUGUAGAUGUUCGGCAGAUUCAGCGGGAAUGUGAGGCAGGCUCUGCUGCUUUCUGACACGUUCUGCCUGGUACAAGGCUAAUACUGCAGCAGUGCACAUAAAUAUAACACUAACUUUUUCCUGUUAUUCGUUUCUUGAUUCUCAGUCUGCGGUCACCCUUUUCUCCUCAGUCUUAUUUCUUUUUAUUUCCACUUGUCCUGCUCUGUCUUUGUGUCGUUUUCUCUCUCUCUCUCUCUAUCUGUGGGAAAAGAAAACCAACUGUGUGAACUGCCAAACCUCUACCCAUGUAACAGUUAAGUCUGUAAAAUACCAGAGACGUCCGUCUGAUCACACGUCUUCUCUCUCCUCAGGUCUUCUGCUCACCUUUACCUCCUGCCACCCUAGUGGAGGCUGCAGACAUGGCGGUUUGAUGCCAAACUCUCCUCCUCCCCUCUAACAGAGGCAGGCUACAAAGCUCUGUGUCAUGCCCCCCCACACCCUCCCUCCUGGGGGCCGUGGCCUGCCCCUGCCCACAGCUGCCACCCACUUGGCCAGAUCUGUCUUUCUCAGCUUCCUCUGCCUCCUAGCUGUGUUGCUACCACCGGCCUCCUCCUGCCCUCCUUCCUGUCUCUGCUCCUCGGACAUGGUGGUGGACUGCAGAGGCCGAGGUCUCACGUCCCUGCCUCCUCUGCACCUCCUGCCUCCCGGGAGCCGCUCAUUUCUGCUGACCAACAACAGGCUGUCGUCGCUGGGGGCCUCGGCUUUCGCUAACCUCUCUUCUCUGGAGGAACUGGACCUCUCCAAUAACUACCUAGAUAAUUUACCUGCUGGAUUAUUCAGAGACAUGUCCAACCUGACCACACUUAAUCUGCACAACAACUCACUAACAGUAAUGGACAGAGACCUGUUCCAGGGCUUGGGGGCAAUUCAGAGGCUGGACAUGUCUCUGAAUGGACUCUCGUCCAUACCCCUGGGGCUGAUGGACGAACUGCAGAGCCUGAGGUGGCUGUCUCUAGCAGGGAACAGGCUCAACGCUUUGGAGAGGGCAGCGUUCGAGCCCCUCGCCAACCUGCAAUACCUGGAAUUGGGAAACAACCCCUGGGAGUGUGACUGCAACCUCCGGGAUUUUAAACACUGGAUGGAGUGGCUGCUGUAUCGAGGGGGGAAAGUAGAUGCGGUUGAGUGCACGCUACCGAAGGACCUACGUGGGCGAGACAUCCGUAGCGUUCCGGUGGAAAUGUUCAACUACUGCCUCCAACUGGAAGACGAGAACGGAGGAGGCGAGGGCUCCCGCUCUGGACAGAAAGGCAUUCCUCCCUGUAGCAGGAACGCUUUUAACCCCAGUGGGACGACACCAGUAACUGACAACACUGCUGAUGACUCCCCGUCAAACACGGGAGGAGCUGAGGCCCCGUCAGAGUGCGUCCGCGCCCGCUACCGGCCCGUUAGCGUACGCCGUGCCAUCGGUACGGUGGUGAUUGCCGGCGUGGUUUGUGGCAUAGUCUGCAUCAUGAUGGUGGCGGCCGCAGCUUAUGGCUGCAUAUACGCCUCACUCAUGGCCAAAUACCAGAGAGAGCUGAAGAAAAGGCAACCACUGAUGGGAGACGGAGAGGCCGAUGGGGAGGACAGGGAGGAGAAACAAAUCUCCUCCGUGGCGUAGAGUGAUGGGACCGGAGCGAGGUGAAGGUGGGGGGUGUGGAAAUUAAGGGCUCAAAGAAAAGAGAGAUGGAAGAGCUUGUUUAAUGCGGGUUUCACUCACACACACACACACAUCCUCAGCUACGGCUGUCUCUCAAAAUCACACUUUUUGUCUUCCUUCCUUUGUCCUCUUUCUAUUUUUAACUGUCUCCUUCUGUCCUCCUCUGAAUACACAGUCCCUCACACACAACCCUAUCUGCUUCUCACUGCAGUAUUUGGUACCAACUCACCCUCCGACUCACCCUCCAACUCGCCCACCAAACCACCCACAACUCCUGCUGUUGGCUGGCUGCUGCUGCGUUCAUAAGGACCAGGAGGAAACAGAUACACGAAUAAGAAGUGGUACUUUUGCUAAUACGAUACAUAUCAUUUACGAUAUAACAAUAGCGUGUGGUCAGUCGCGUGUUUGUCGAGUUUAUUGAAAUUUCAGGGAUUUACAGUCUGUAUAAUGGUAAUCGGACCAAUUUUACACAAAUAUGAAGAAUGCAGCGAUUGUUGCGUUGGUACGCCGUCUCCAUCUGAACCUCAAAAAAACCCAAAAAACUUUUGGUCAAACGCUACUCAGCUGUUUCUUUAGCUAACGCUUCCAAAGCAGCUAAUGUUUCACAGAGUGGAGGAGCAGAGUGUUACAAAGCAUUAGCAUUAACAAAUCUUAAAUGUGUUGUCAAGAAGAGAACUGUUGGAAGACACAGAUCAAUCGAGGACGAUGAGUCUCAGGACUUCUUAUGGAUGGACACCUGAAUCAAUGAAGCGAUCAUUCGUGGACAUCAAUAGAUGGACAGUUUCUGAACCUGUUUAUCUCCGGCUCAUCUUUGGACCAAUAUUCCCCAGAUGUCAGACUGGAACUGUGUGCAUGAGAUUCUACAGUGGAUAUUAUUUAUUGGUUUGGUUUAAAGGGCGACAAACCGAAGUUGAACUCCUUAAAUGAGCGAAUCCUCGUAUUUUUGUCCCUGCUUGCUCGAUGCUUGUAACUGGACAGGUCAAAACCCGAAUAUUACGGCAAAAACGUGGGUGGUCUAACCUUUCUGCUAUGAUGUGGGCUAUGCUUCCAGGCUGACAUCCUCACAGUUGUUUUCUAAAAGUCUCAAAGACUUUGUUUUCAGACUCAGCAAAGGAUUAAGUUUGCUACUACGGCAUGAAAAAAAAAAUCUCAGAGAAUCCUGUCUCCCUGCGAUGACGACAAAUAUUCAUCCAAGGACUAGAAAAACUCCAGACUCCUGCACUUUAUUUCCCCAAAUCAUGGACCCUCUGACCUCCUUCACCUGCUUUGCUUUCUUUUUUUUCUAUAAAGGAAGAUAUGCCGAAAGGGAUUGAACGAAAAGACGCUGCUAUUUUCUCCCCCCUCUUCCCUUUUGUUCCUUUAUCGCUCCCUUAUCUUUUCAGCCUCAGCUAUUUAUGGAAAGUACUUCACAUUUCCUCGACAGUUUCCCCCUCAGCUGGCAUCCACUAUUAAGUAUUCACAAACACCGUUUUUACAAAGGAUGGCGCACUUUCUAAAAAUGCAAUAAUAAUAAAAACAAAAGUCUAUAUAUUGUCAUUAAAUCUAAAUAGCAGACUCAGCGCUAGAUGCUAAUCUCGAGAUUACCACAGAAUAACAACACUUUAUAUUUUUUUUGGCACACAACCGACUUUGGUUGCUCAACAGUCUAUGGUCAUCGCACCCUGAUCUGGACCGCAGGCAGGCCAGUUGAGCACACAAAUUUAAAACUUGUUUUUUUUUUAUUGCAAUUUAAGAAAGUCAACCAAUGAAAAUAUACAUAUUAUGUAGUGUCUUUAUUUCCCAAAGAUUGCAAUAUACAAUGGAAGUUGUUCUAGUGCCACUAAAAAAGUACCAGUCAGAAACCGAAUUAUCAAUUACUCAUUCGAAUCUGUUUAAUAAAUGUAGUCGCAUCUUGAAAAAAAAAUUUUUUCAAACAUAUUUCCCUCAGUCUCAGUGUCACAGAAACGCCCUUCAUUGCAUAUUGCCACUCUACAAUAAUAAUAAUUGUCCUUUCUAAAAUCUGAAUUGGCCAGUAGUAAGUAUAUACUAAUAGUGUGUUCUCUAAUACAUGGCUAUGAUACAGAUAAUCAAUAAUAUACUCGUCUCUACUAUGGUGUGUUGACCCUGACAUUUCUCAUUAAUGUUAUUGGUGUUACAGUUCAUUGUUUUCUGUCUCUGUCCAUGUUUGUUUCUGCUGUUCACACUGUUUAUAUAUAUAAAUAUAUAUAUAUUUGCUUCAUUUUAGUUUUUAAAAUCUCUGUAAAGUUUGAUUAUUUGUCGUGUUUCUUCUUAUUGUAUUCAGUAGUUGGUGAAGAUUCUUCCCGAGGGACAGAAAGAGUUUGGACAGGGUUUGUUCCACGUUGCUUCCUGAUGGCUACAAUUCCACCGCCGUCACUAGAAAAAAGUCACCUUUUUCUUUAUGAUAUGAUUUUUUUUAACCCGAUGCAAAGAGCUCAUGGUUUGUGAAAAAUUCUGAACCAAGAAUGGGUGCAAAUUAGAAUGAAUUGGCAGUGAGAUAAACAACGAGAUGCACCAGAGCUGAUUAUCUGAUCGCACUGUAUGAUAUUCCUAAAUUUUUAUGGCACACUAUAUUCAGAGGCAUCUAAAAACAAUGCAGUAUAAGCUACAUUUGAAUAGUUUUGUAAAAUCCAAAAAUAUAUGCAGUGGCUUUGUUUGCGAGAAUUACGGUAAUCGUCAGGUAAACUGGAACGCAGCCGAUGUCCGAGCUCUUUCUGUACGUCCACAAACACUGUACUGUCACCCUGUGAUCUACAGGUCUCAUGUUGUUGGUACCUAUGUAUCUUUGCUAGCUAAACCCGUUCCCCCUUUAGCCUGUGUGUGUUAAGAAUAAUAAAUUAUAGUUUGCUACAUACAGUAUGUCGACUGAGGGCUUCGAAGACUAUGCUGCCGACUGGUCUUUCCUGUGUUUGGACUAGUAUGAUCAUGUUGGUCGUGGCGGGAGGAUGGUAAAGCAUUUCCUGAUCAUUAUGCAUCAAUUUAAAUAAAAUACAUAUCACAAUGACAUCGGAUUCAAAAAAUAA
Molecule: messenger RNA, 7070 nt
Organism: Cynoglossus semilaevis (tongue sole)
Lineage: Eukaryota; Metazoa; Chordata; Actinopteri; Pleuronectiformes; Cynoglossidae
Gene: lrtm2a
Product: leucine-rich repeats and transmembrane domains 2a
Exons: 6
Coding region: 2836-4011 (391 amino acids)
Cellular component (GO): plasma membrane
Molecular function (GO): protein binding
Source: RefSeq, a predicted model, not a curated record